Chironomus riparius is the source of this 665-nucleotide messenger RNA. NCBI's taxonomy places the organism in Eukaryota, Metazoa, Arthropoda, Insecta, Diptera, Chironomidae. The record is from the annotation of a GenBank genome assembly.
AUCAGUUUUAAUUGUUCAGUCAUUCAGUAAACAUUUCAAGAAAUUCUUAUAAAAUUUUCAUUAUGAAUUCAUUCACAAUUUUCUUCGGACUUGCUUUGGUUGCAGCUGCAUACGCUCAUGGACAUGCAUCAAGCUAUGUUAAAAGAACAGAUGAGCUCGGACAUCAUACAGAAAUUAAGGUUGAAGCUCAUCAUGGUGAAGAUCAUGGACAUGGACAUGAUGAAUACAAACAUGUUGACUACAUCCAUCAUCCAGCCUACAAAUUUGAAUAUGGAGUUAAGGAUCCAAAGGCAGGAGAUCAUCAUAGCCAAUGGGAGCAUCGUGAUGGAGAUGUUGUUAAAGGAGAAUACUCACUUGAUGAAGCUGAUGGAACCAAGAGAAUUGUCAAAUACUCAUCAGACAAGAAAGGAGGAUUUACAGCUCAUGUUGAAAGAGUCGGACAUGCUUCUCAUCCAGCUCAUUAUGGUCAUCAUGAGGAAGCUCAUCAUUACUAAAACUUUAAUUGUUCCAAAGAUCUGUGAUAGUCAAAUAUUUUAAUAAAAUACAAUAUUGAUGACGAAUAUUAAUAAAAAUUUGUUUUAAAUAUUCUUGAAAAUAAUUAAUCAUAAGUUGACAAUCUCAAUCCAAAUAUCAGCAAAAACUCAUCAUACAACACUUAAUUAAAU